Candidula unifasciata is the source of this 2417-nucleotide messenger RNA. NCBI's taxonomy places the organism in Eukaryota, Metazoa, Mollusca, Gastropoda, Stylommatophora, Geomitridae. The record is from the annotation of a GenBank genome assembly.
AUGGCUCCAACGCUGGAAAGUCCAGAAGAACCCUUAAAACCAGAUAUUUUCCAAGUGAUAAAUGAGACACUCCAGAAAAGGAUCAUGGUGUUUGAUGGUGGAAUGGGCACCAUGAUACAAAGGGAAAGACUCGAUGAGGAUGAUUUUCGAGGUGACUUAUUCAAGAAUCAUCCUAAAGCGCUCAAAGGAAACAAUGAUUUACUGAGCAUGACAAGACCAGCUGUGAUUAAACAGAUACAUAAGGAUUAUCUUGAGGCUGGAGCAGAUUUUAUAGAAACGAACACAUUCAGUGGUACCUCUGUUGCUCAAGCUGACUAUGGUUUGGAGCAUAUUGUUUACAGACUCAACAAAGAAUCAGCAGAGGUAGCAAAACAAGCCUGUGAGGAAGUUGCUCAGAAGACAGGCAUUCCUCGCUAUGUUGCUGGAGCAAUGGGACCUACCAACAGAACCCUGUCUAUAUCCCCUUCGGUGGAACAACCAGAGCUUCGAAACAUCACCUUUGACCAGCUUGUGGAUGCCUAUGCAGAACAAGCUCGAGGGCUUCUUGAUGGAGGAUCUGACGUAUUACUUGUGGAGACCAUCUUUGACACAGCCAACGCCAAAGCUGCCUUGUUUGCCAUUGAGACUGUGUUUGAGUCUGGAUAUCAUCGUGUUCCUGUGUUUGUUUCAGGAACCAUCGUCGACAAAAGUGGCCGAACUCUAUCAGGUCAGACCACCGAGGCUUUCAUCAUUAGUGUGUCCCACUCUCAACCAAUGUGCCUGGGACUCAACUGUGCUCUGGGCGCCGCAGAGAUGAGACCAUUUAUUGAAUCUAUCAGCAAGAAUACAGAAGCCUUUGUGCUGUGCUACCCAAAUGCUGGUUUGCCAAACACAUUUGGAGAAUAUGAUGAAACACCAGAAGUCACAGCAUCACAAGUGAAAGAGUUUAUGAAGGAUGGCCUUGUCAACAUUGUUGGAGGAUGUUGUGGGACUACACCAGCUCAUAUCAAGGCUAUAGCAGACUUAGCCAAACAUUACAAGCCCAGGAUUCCACCAGCUAAUCUUCAUGCAGGACACCUUUGCCUUGCAGGACUUGAGCCAUUUUACGUUACCCCUGAAACUAAUUUUGUCAAUAUUGGAGAGAGGUGCAAUGUGGCAGGCUCAAAAAUGUUUUGCAGACUUAUAAAAAAUCGGGAGUUUGAGAAAGCUCUAGCGGUGGCAAAGACGCAAGUGGAAAAUGGUGCACAAGUUUUGGACAUAAACAUGGAUGAAGGAAUGUUGGACGGUAUCUCUGCUAUGACAACAUUUGUUAAUCUGAUAGCAUCAGAACCAGAAAUUGCUAGGGUCCCGCUGUGCAUUGAUUCCUCCAACUUCAGUGUCAUCGAGGCUGGUUUGAAAUGUUCUCAAGGAAAGUGCAUUGUCAACAGCAUCAGCUUGAAGGAAGGAGAGGUAGACUUCUUAAAGAAAGCCAAGACUGUCAAGCGAUUUGGAGCAGCUGUGGUUGUUAUGGCGUUUGAUGAGGAAGGACAGGCCACAGAUUCUGAGCGUAAAGUUGCCAUCUGUACCCGCUCUUAUAACCUGCUGACGCAGAAGCUUGGAUAUAACCCCAAUGACAUCAUCUUUGACCCCAAUAUUCUAACUAUUGCUACAGGCAUUGAGGAGCAUAAUGAAUACGGAAUCACCUUUAUUGAAGCCACUGCCAUCAUUAAAAAGACACUGCCUGGUGCCAGAGUUAGCGGAGGAGUAUCAAACUUUUCCUUCUCCUUCAGAGGAAUGGAAGCAGUCAGAGAAGCCAUGCACACUGUGUUCCUCUACCACGCUAUCAAGGUUGGUUUUGUGCCUGGGAUGGACAUGGGUAUUGUCAAUGCUGGAGCCCUGCCGCUCUAUGACGACAUUGAGCCAGAACUGCUCCAGUUGUGUGAGAACUUGCUGUGGAACAAGGACCCUGAGGGGACAGAGAAGCUCUUAGCUUAUGCCCAGAACAUGAAACAAGGGGGUAAAAAAAAUGCUGCUCAAGAGGAUGAAUGGAGACAGAAAUCUGUUGAGGAAAGAUUGUCUUAUUCUCUGAUAAAGGGAAUAGACAAAUACGUUGUUGAAGACACAGAGGAGGCCAGGCAGAAUAGUGUGCUUUACCCAAGACCUCUAAAUGUCAUAGAAGGUCCUCUAAUGAAGGGUAUGAGUAUUGUUGGCGAUCUGUUUGGCGUUGGCAAGAUGUUCUUACCUCAAGUCAUCAAGUCUGCUCGUGUUAUGAAAAAAGCGGUCGGCCAUCUUAUUCCCUUCAUGGAAAGGGAGAGACAGGCAAUGAUGCUGGCCAGUGGUCUUCCAGCAGACACCGAGCCAAGUUACCAAGGUACUGUAGUGAUUGCAACUGUGAAAGGCGACGUACAUGACAUCGGCAAGAACAUUGUGGCUGUAGUGUUGGGCUGUAACAAUUUCAA